CUUGCCUUUCCCGGUCCCCGCCAUGUCGAACAAGACCUCGCUGCCCGAGGGCCUCCGCCCAGGCACGGUGCUCAGACUUCGAGGUUUCGUCCCUGACAAGGCUGGCAGGUUCCACGUAAACCUGCUGUGCAGCGAGGAGCAGGGCGCAGACGCAGCCCUGCAUUUCAACCCCCGGCUGGACGAGUCCGCGGUGGUCUUCAACAGCCUGGAGCAGGGCGCUUGGGGCCGAGAGGAGCGCGGCCAGGGCAUCCCCUUCCAGCGCGGGCAGCCCUUCGAGGUGCUCCUCAUCGCCACCGACGACGGCUUCAAGGCCGUGGUCGGGGACGCGCCGUUCCACCACUUCCGCCACCGGAUGCCGCUGGCGCGCGUGCGCCUGGUGGAGGUGGGCGGGGACGUGCAGCUGGAGUCGCUGAAGAUCUUCUGAGGGCACGUGGGGGCCGGCUCGGGCCUUGUGGGCAAAUAAAGUUUAAUCCU
Molecule: messenger RNA, 474 nt
Organism: Propithecus coquereli (Coquerel's sifaka)
Lineage: Eukaryota; Metazoa; Chordata; Mammalia; Primates; Indriidae
Gene: LGALS7
Product: lectin, galactoside-binding, soluble, 7
Exons: 4
Coding region: 23-424 (133 amino acids)
Molecular function (GO): carbohydrate binding
Source: RefSeq, a predicted model, not a curated record